CCGGUCAGGGGGCGUAUAUAGACCUCAUCUUAAUUCACACAAAGUUUGAGAAAAAAUCAUGAGGUUUGACAGAUGUUAGGCACAAAUUACAUACUAGAAAAUUCACAAAAAUUGCCUCCGCGCGUAGUCCAGCCGCUGGGGGCCUCUAUGCUGACCCAUGGGUGGGUACGAACCGUUCGGACCGCUCAAAACCUCCACAACGCCGACAUUCAGUGGGCCGAACGCGGCGUCGAGGCCGACUUUGUGGACCCUAAAUUGUGCAUUCCGAGCCGAUGGAACCAAAACUGUGGCCACGGAGCAUCUAUAAGGAUCGCAUGCGAUGGCCCACGCACGUCAGUGGGCUCACCGCGGCGAUUCGAUGACAUCGCGCCGGCCCAUCGGCGCACCCCGAAAUGCGCCGUCGGACGCCGCAGCCGUUCGGGCCUCAUUGUUCGCUCCGGCCGUUCGACAUCGUUCGGUAGGUCCCCACGCUUGGUCCCGCGCUCGGGUAGACCGUCUCGCGCCGCGGAAGGAGCCAAAGCCGUCGGGGAGAGGGCAGCCCUUUCACACUGUGCUGCGCGCCGGCGUCGCCCUUUUCCAGCCCAAAAAGCUGGUAUGUUGGGGUCCGGCGGAUGCUCUGGCCGUACGCCGGUUUUUGCGCAUAUAACUUCUCAAGGGGCCGCGUAUGAGCGCCCUCAAUUCACGCCACUGAAACCCGUG
Pelagomonas calceolata is the source of this 699-nucleotide messenger RNA. The record is from the annotation of a GenBank genome assembly. Lineage: Eukaryota; Pelagophyceae; Pelagomonadales; Pelagomonadaceae.